AUGCCCCAAAACCGCAAACAACGGCGUGCCGCCGCGGUCGCAGCAGCAGAAAACGACACUAUCACCGACGCAUCCUCAAUCCCCCUCUCACGACCACCCGAAUUCUCCAAGACGAGCAACAAAAACAACUCACGACAAGCUAAAACCCUCCUCGAAAUCGCAGCUGAGCGACAACAAGAACUAAACCAACAUCUCAGAAAUAACAACAAUGGCAAAGGAAAGAAGAAGAAAACUCCACAAGUCCCAAACGGACAAUUCAUCGACCUAAACGCAACAGAGACACAGUUCCUCGAAUUAUCAUCGUCAGGACAAAUAUCAAGCCUCGAUCCGAACACCCUCCGCUCGAAAACCCCCAAGACGAAAGAAGCGGAAGAAAAAGAAGAAGAAGAUGAUGAUGAUGGAGAAUUACCACCUUUAAUCGACACCUUAUUCACAUCCAUCCCUCUAACAACCGUCCAUUUCACACUCGCCUUCCUCGCAGCGCACCAAUACGUCCAAGAAAUCAUCUGGAAAGACAUAAUCAAAGAAUCACUAUUCAUCGCCUUCCCCGUCCUAACAUUCGUCAUCCAUCUCGCCCACGGCCACAUCAUCUCCUUCCCCUUCCGCCGAAAACGAAAACAGCCAAAACCAUCCCCCACGCCGCCGAAAGAGCCGUCGGCAUCAUCACUAAUAUCCGACGCUCUGAUAGGCGACUUCUUCACUUCUCGGACGCUACUAUUUUUCCUUCCCCUCGCAAUUGUGUUGGGCGGAUCACUUGUUCAAACUACCAAUCAGGCCGGGUACUACGCUGUUAUGAAGAGGGCGCCGAGUAUAGGCACAAUGUGGGUUUGGUGUGUGUUGGAGAUAUCGUCUCCGUUGGCGGCGUUGGUGGCUUUAUUGGUACCCCUGGGGUGGGGGGUAGGCGUUAUGGGGUAUAAGAUUUAUUGA
This is a messenger RNA of Talaromyces marneffei, 927 nucleotides long. RefSeq lists its product as uncharacterized. Lineage: Eukaryota; Fungi; Ascomycota; Eurotiomycetes; Eurotiales; Trichocomaceae. The record is from RefSeq and is a predicted model, not a curated record. The transcript has a single exon. The coding region runs from base 1 to 927 and encodes 308 amino acids.